Messenger RNA from Solea solea (common sole), 5239 nucleotides. RefSeq names its product dynamin 2a (gene dnm2a). Gene Ontology annotation, molecular function: GTP binding; microtubule binding; GTPase activity. The transcript has 21 exons. Gene Ontology annotation, cellular component: microtubule; membrane; cytoplasm. Lineage: Eukaryota; Metazoa; Chordata; Actinopteri; Pleuronectiformes; Soleidae. The record is from RefSeq and is a predicted model, not a curated record. The coding region runs from base 267 to 2903 and encodes 878 amino acids.
AGUUUUGUUUUGCGAGUUUUCCCCGUUUGUCUCGGUUGACUGGAGGUUAGGUUAAGGCGCUUGAAAGAGCACGGAAUGCUAUACGUGUGAACCGUGUUGACGCUAACCGACCAAGUGUUCAAGAGAAAGUGCUGGAAGCGGCGAAACUCAACAGAGAAACCCGAUAACACCUUGUUGCUAAGCUAACGAUACCCAGCUAGUUGUCGCGGUUAGCGUUAGCCUCCAGUGUGCGCUGUGUUGUAGGGGCUCUCUGAGCGAACGAAGCCAUGGGGAACCGGGGCAUGGAAGACCUGAUUCCCCUCAUCAACAAGCUUCAAGACGCUUUCAGCUCUAUUGGUCAGAGUUGCAAUUUAGACCUUCCCCAAAUCGCUGUCGUCGGCGGACAGAGCGCCGGAAAAAGCUCAGUGUUGGAGAAUUUUGUUGGCAGGGACUUUCUUCCUCGUGGAUCAGGCAUUGUUACCCGCAGACCUCUCAUUUUGCAGCUGGUCAACAAUAAAGCAGAAUAUGCUGAAUUCCUGCACUGCAAAGGAAAGAAGUUUGUGGAUUUUGAUGAAGUGCGGUCGGAAAUUGAGGCGGAGACUGAAAGGAUAACAGGCUCCAACAAGGGGAUCUCUCCCAUCCCCAUCAACCUGAGAGUCUACUCCCCACAUGUGUUGAACCUGACCCUAAUCGACCUUCCGGGAAUGACCAAGGUUGCGGUUGGUGACCAGCCUGUCGACAUUGAGCAUCAGAUCAGGGAUAUGCUGAUGCAGUUCAUCACCAAGGAGAGUUGUUUGAUCCUGGCAGUCACGCCUGCCAACACUGACCUGGCCAAUUCUGAUGCUCUAAAGAUCUCCAAGGAGGUGGACCCACAGGGUCUGCGCACUAUUGGUGUUAUUACAAAACUGGACCUGAUGGAUGAAGGGACAGAUGCAAAGGACAUCCUUGAAAAUAAACUGCUGCCACUGCGUAGAGGUUAUAUUGGUGUGGUGAACCGCAGUCAGAAAGACAUUGAUGGGAAAAAAGACAUCCGUGCUGCUCUGGCUGCAGAGAGGAAGUUCUUCUUGUCCCACCCUAGCUAUAGACAUAUAGCAGAGCGUAUGGGUACACCACAUCUACAAAAGUCACUCAACCAGCAAUUGACCAACCACAUCAGAGACACACUUCCUGGUCUGCGCAGCAAGCUGCAGAGUCAGCUCCUCUCCCUGGAGAAGGAGGUGGAGGAGUACAAGAACUUCCGUCCCGAUGACCCGACACGCAAGACCAAGGCCUUGUUACAGAUGGUGCAGCAGUUCGGAGUAGACUUUGAGAAACGCAUUGAAGGCUCUGGGGACCAGGUGGACACCAACGAGCUUUCGGGUGGUGCCAAGAUCAACCGCAUCUUCCAUGAACGCUUCCCUUUUGAACUCGUCAAGAUUGUGUUUGAUGAGAAGGAGCUAAGGCGAGAGAUCAGUCAUGCAAUCAAGAACGUCCAUGGUGUCAGAACUGGCCUGUUCACUCCAGACCUGGCGUUUGAGGCCAUCGUGAAAAAGCAGAUCGUUAAGCUGAAAACGCCCUGUCUCAAAUGUAUCGAUCUGGUCAUUCAGGAGCUCAUCAACACAUUCAGGCAGUGUUCCCACAAGCUCAACUCUUACCCCAGACUGCGAGAGGAGACUGAGAGGAUUGUCACCACCUACGUCAGAGAACGAGAAGGGAAGACCAAGGACCAGGUUCUGCUGCUGAUUGACAUUGAGCUGUCCUACAUCAACACCAACCAUGAAGACUUCAUUGGCUUUGCUAACGCACAGCAGAGGAACACAGCUGCAAACAAGAAGAGGGCCAUACCCAACCAGCUUGUCGGACUGGGAGAGGUCCAUGAGGAGAAGGUGAUCAGAAAAGGCUGGCUGACCCUCAACAUCAGCAUCAUGAAGGGAGGCUCCAAGGAGUACUGGUUUGUCCUGACUGCUGAGUCCUUGUCUUGGUACAAAGAUGAGGAGGAAAAAGAAAAGAAGUAUAUGCUGCCUUUGGAUAAUCUGAAGCUCAGAGAUGUUGAGAAAGGCUUUAUGUCCACAAAGCACGUCUUUGGAAUCUUCAACACUGAACAAAGGAACGUGUACAAAGAUCUUCGACAAGUCGAACUGGCUUGUGAUUCGCAAGAGGACGUUGACAGCUGGAAAGCGUCCUUCCUCAGGGCAGGAGUUUAUCCAGAGAAGGAUCAGGUGGAAAAUGAAGAGGCUGCUCCCGCCGACACUUUCUCGAUGGACCCACAGCUGGAGCGACAGGUGGAAACCAUCCGCAACCUGGUGGAUUCGUACAUCAGCAUCAUCAACAAAUCCAUCAGAGACCUCGUACCCAAGACCAUCAUGCAUCUCAUGAUCAACAGUGCGAAGGAUUUCAUCCACUCAGAGCUGCUGGCCUACCUCUACUCAUCUGGGGAUCAGAACAGUCUCAUGGAGGAGUCAGCUGAGCAGGCCCAGCGUAGAGAUGAAUUGCUGCGCAUGUAUCAUGCCCUCAAGGAGGCGCUGCACAUUAUCGGUGACAUCAGCACCAGCACUAUCUCAACCCCAGUACCCCCACCAGUAAAUGACACCUGGAUACCAGAAACUAGCCCUUCCUCUCAGCAUAGGCCAACCCCUGCAACAGCCCCGCCUCCCUCCCGUCCACCCGCUGUUCGGGGCCCAACACCAGGACCACCCAUGAACCCCUCCCCUGCCUUUGGAACCCCACUCAACCCCUCUCCUGCCUUCGGAGCACCUCCAAUCCCCUCUCGCCCAGGCCCGCCCAUAAAUGCGUACAACAGCAGUAUGGAUCCCUUCAGCGCACCGCCUCAGAUCCCCUCCCGGCCAGCUCGCAUCCCACCCGGCGUACCCAGCCGAAGACCCCCCGGCGCUCCUUCUCACCGGCCCACCAUUAUCCGCCCUGCUGAGCCCUCCCUGCUAGACUAGACCCGUGGCCAAUCCCACCUAUGCGUGUGUUGUUUUUGUGAGGGUGUGUGUAUCUGCACACAGUCAGGUGGUGGCUUGAGGGGAGGGGCUGACUGAUAGCGGUGUGUAAAUAUGCACUGUCCAGCCGUAAUAAUGUCUAUUCAAGCAAUGUUAAUAAGCUGCUAAUACUGUCUCUAUCAGUGCACAUGAACGAAAGAAAGCCCUUUACCACUUGAACAUUAUAUUUGAUUGCUGUGGAAAUUGUAUAAUACAAUACAGUGAGAUGCAUUUGCUCCGAUCUGUAGGAGGCGGUGUAUCAAAUUCAGGCCAAGGGCUUUUUUUUUAUUGUAAUAACUGCUUUAUUUCCUCUGUCAAGAUUCCUUAUAGAAGCCCAUCAAAUAAUUUAAUAACUGAUAUAGGCUGGUUUUUCUCUCCCCUCCAUCCACCUUUUUAGAUUGGCCCACAUGCCCAAGUGUAGAUAACUGUGUAAUGCACACAUAACCGGUUGUUAUUGUUUACUGGGUUUUCAUUUCUAAAUCGAGUUCAUUCUGAAAAACGAAAGCCCAUCAUCACCGUUUUCUUUUUGGAGGUGAUGAUCGCGUUUCCGUUUUCCUCCCUUGUUAUAUUUUUAUUUGAGUGACAACGUCCUUUUUUAAUGACCUGAUAAAUGUAGCUUUAAAAAAAAAAAAUGAAAACCUAAUUACAGCAAAAGCAAAACAGGAGGAGACACAGGGUGUGAGACUGAUGGAGUAGCUACAGAUUCCCCUCUGUAAGAUCUUCUUCAACAGUGAAAAGAAAGAUGUCGGCCAGAUUGACCAUUAUAAUCCAAGCACUUCGAACCAACCUAGCCUUACAGCAAAUCACUCAUAAUGAGGAGGAUGUAGUCCGUUACCACAACACUAUGCACAAAAAAACCCAGGAGCGGCUGAAGGACGGCUGCACUUUGAGGGAAGCUUUUCUGUAGUAAACGCCUUGAAUUUUAAUCCCUUUAGUCUCAGUUGAACUCAAAUGUAGACUUUAUUCAUUCCUGUUGAUUUGUUGAUUCAUAUAAUACAGAGAACACACAGUAGGAUUUUCUCUCCGAGAGAAUAAAACUGUGAAUUUUAUCAGGAUAGUAUGAGGCUUAAAGGAAGUGGCUCAUCUCUUUCUGGGCUCAGUUGUCAAUUAAAAAAAAAAAUUGUAUAUAGGUCGACUAUAUGGGGGAAAUUAGCACUUGUAUUACGUUUAACUGCAGGGAUGAUGAUGAUGAUGAUGAUGAUGAUGAUAGAAAUAUAAUUUAAUCAACGGCCAACAUGUCACAACACAACUGUACGUGUCAUCAUUGAAAGCACUAACACUGUCAUUUUAAUAGCUUUGGAUGUAGGGAAAACGAUCCGCAUUAUUUAUAACCAGGGCAUUUGUACUUUCUCUUCACGACUUGGCUGCCGUUGUAUCAGCUGUGUAUAGCUCUGUGCUCCUCAGCUUCUACCGGACUGUUCUUUGAGAUUCUGCUACAGGGAUUACUGCUCUAAGUACUGUCUGAAUGUGUUUUUGGGGGGCACUUGGGGCUCAACAUACACAGUUGUGAUGUUUUGAUAAUGAGAACUUUUCUUUUGUUUGACCAUUUCAAACCAAUCUUAAACAUUUGUUGGUGUUGAGGGUGAAACUGCUCAGGCGGGGGCGGGGGGGGGGGAGUGACAUUGGGUUGGAUGUUUUACAUUUUUUGGUUUGAUCGGUAGAUGUGAACGGGUGGCGGGUGUUGCGGUGUACAGAGGCACAUCCUGUCUUGAGAAGCUGUCUAGACGUGGCACCAUUCUCGCCACAGACAAUUGAAACUUUAUUAGACGUUUCUCAAAAGGAGAAAAAAAACAUUUCUCAAAAGAACAUGCUUAAGACAGAAUGUGUCUCUUUUUUUAUUCUUCCUCUGCAUCCACAGGUCUAGCUUUCAGUGACAGUGCUAGAGAAACAAACUCAGAAUUUGAAACGACUGAAGAACCAUUUCAUUUGAUCUUUCACAGACCUAUGCUACACAAGGUUUUAUAAAAUAAAUUAUAAAAAUUAUUACUGCCCAAUUUUUCUUUUUUUUUUCUCAUGCCUGUCACUGCAGCCUGACCUUGAGAAGCUCAGAUUGUAACCACCCUGUAAAACAUUAGUUUGUGCUCUUCCUCCUUCCUCUUUCCCUCCCCCUGUGUGGAUCUGGUGGAAGGGGUUGGAAACCAACCUGUGAAAGAAAAAAAAAUCUUUCUCUUUUUGUUUUGCAAACCCCUGUCAAGUGCCGCUGUAGCAAGUCAUUGAUUUGAAUAAACAAAAUGAACUAAUUCAAAAAGGUGAAAAAAUAAAGAGGUGUUGUGUACAAUAAAGGGACUGGCUCUGGUGGU